AUGGCAUUGGAGUUCCCGGGCUUGCAGCCGCCGCCGCCGCCUCGUCAAGUACCCCAAGCGCUCCUUCUUCCGGGAGCAGCAGCAGAGAAGGCGAAGCGCCCGGAGGGGGCGAGGCAGAUGGGGCUCAAGGCUCGCAGGGCGGCGGGGGCGGCCGGCGGGGGCGGCGGCGAAGGGGGCGGCGGAGGUGGCGGGGCCGCUAACCCCGCUGGAGGGGAUUCAGCGGUAGCCGGCGACGAGGAGCGGAAAGUGGGGUUGGCGCCAGGAGACGUGGAGCAAGUCACCUUGGCGCUAGGGGCCGGAGCCGACAAAGACGGGACCCUGCUGCUGGAGGGCGGUGGCCGCGAAGAGGGGCAAAGGAGGACCCCGCAGGGCAUCGGGCUCCUGGCAAAGACACCCCUGAGCCGCCCAGUCAAGAGGAACAACGCCAAGUACCGGCGCAUCCAAACUUUGAUCUAUGACGCCUUGGAGAGACCGCGGGGCUGGGCGCUGCUCUACCACGCGCUUGUGUUCCUGAUUGUCCUGGGAUGUUUGAUUCUGGCCGUCCUUACCACCUUCAAGGAGUAUGAGACUGUGUCUGGAGACUGGCUGUUGCUGCUGGAAACAUUUGCUAUUUUCAUCUUUGGAGCUGAGUUUGCUUUGAGGAUCUGGGCUGCAGGAUGUUGCUGUCGAUACAAAGGCUGGCGUGGGCGGCUAAAGUUUGCCAGGAAGCCCCUGUGCAUGUUGGACAUCUUCGUGCUGAUUGCCUCUGUGCCAGUGGUUGCCGUGGGAAACCAGGGCAAUGUCCUGGCCACCUCCCUGCGAAGCCUCCGCUUCCUGCAGAUCCUGCGCAUGCUUCGAAUGGAUAGGAGGGGUGGCACCUGGAAGCUCCUGGGCUCGGCUAUCUGUGCCCACAGCAAAGAACUCAUCACUGCCUGGUACAUCGGCUUCCUGACACUCAUCCUUUCUUCAUUUCUUGUAUACCUGGUGGAGAAAGAUGUGCCAGAGAUGGAUGCCCAAGGAGAGGAGAUGAAAGAGGAGUUUGAGACCUAUGCAGAUGCUUUGUGGUGGGGCCUGAUCACACUAGCCACCAUUGGCUAUGGAGACAAGACACCUAAAACCUGGGAAGGACGUCUGAUUGCUGCCACCUUUUCUUUAAUCGGUGUCUCCUUUUUUGCCCUUCCAGCAGGUAUCCUUGGCUCAGGACUGGCACUGAAGGUUCAGGAGCAGCACCGUCAGAAGCACUUUGAGAAGAGAAGGAAGCCAGCUGCUGAACUCAUCCAGGCUGCCUGGAGAUAUUAUGCUACCAACCCCAACAGGAUGGAUCUGGUGGCAACCUGGAGAUUUUAUGAAUCAGUUGUCUCUUUCCCAUUCUUCAGGAAAGAACAACUGGAAGCAGCAGCCAGCCAAAAGCUGGGUCUCUUGGAUCGGGUUCGCCUUUCUAAUCCUCGUGGUAGCAAUACUAAAGGAAAGCUAUUUACCCCUCUGAAUGUAGAUGCCAUAGAAGAAAGCCCUUCCAAAGAGCCAAAGCCUGUUGGCUUAAACAAUAAAGAGCGUUUCCGCACCGCCUUCCGCAUGAAAGCCUACGCUUUCUGGCAGAGUUCUGAAGAUGCUGGGACAGGCGACCCCAUGGCAGAAGACAGGGGUUAUGGGAAUGACUUCCUCAUUGAAGAUAUGAUCCCCACCCUAAAGGCUGCCAUCCGAGCUGUCAGAAUUCUACAGUUCCGUCUGUAUAAAAAAAAAUUCAAGGAGACAUUGAGGCCUUAUGAUGUAAAAGAUGUGAUUGAGCAGUAUUCCGCUGGACAUCUUGACAUGCUUUCCAGGAUAAAGUACCUUCAGACAAGAAUAGAUAUGAUUUUCACCCCUGGACCUCCAUCCACUCCAAAACAUAAGAAGUCUCAGAAAGGGUCAGCAUUUACCUACCCAUCCCAGCAGUCUCCAAGGAAUGAACCAUAUGUAGCCAGGGCAGCCACAUCAGAAACUGAAGACCAAAGCAUGAUGGGGAAGUUUGUAAAAGUUGAAAGACAGGUUCACGACAUGGGGAAGAAGCUGGACUUCCUCGUGGACAUGCACAUACAGCAUAUGGAGCGCCUGCAGGUACAUGUCACUGAAUACUAUCCAACUAAGGGGGCCGCCUCCCCAGCAGAAGGGGAGAAGAAAGAAGACAACAGGUAUUCUGAUUUGAAAACCAUCAUCUGCAACUACUCAGAGACAGGCCCCCCCGACCCUCCUUACAGCUUCCACCAGGUGCCCAUCGACAGAGUUGGCCCUUAUGGGUUCUUUGCACAUGACCCUGUGAAAAUGACCCGAGGGGGACCCAGUUCUACAAAGGCUCAAGCCAACCUUCCAUCCUCCGGAAGUACAUAUGCAGAGAGGCCCACAGUCCUGCCCAUCUUGACUCUUCUGGACUCAUGUGUGAGCUACCACUCUCAGACAGAACUUCAAGGCCCCUAUUCGGACCAUAUCUCACCCCGCCAGAGACGCAGCAUCACUAGGGACAGCGACACACCUCUGUCCCUCAUGUCCGUCAACCACGAGGAACUGGAGCGGUCUCCGAGUGGCUUCAGCAUCUCCCAAGACAGAGAUGAUUAUGUAUUUGGCCCCAGUGGGGGUUCGAGCUGGAUGAGGGAAAAGCGGUACCUGGCUGAAGGAGAAACGGACACAGACACAGACCCCUUCACGCCCAGUGGUUCCAUGCCCAUGUCAUCCACUGGGGAUGGUAUUUCAGAUUCCAUAUGGACCCCUUCCAACAAGCCCACUUAGAAGGGGUCACUGGCUGACUCCUGGUACUGUAGACAGACUUUGUACAGCUCACUUACUCUCACACCUAGCGCUUACAGUGGGGACUCCAAUGGCUGUGUCAGGCGCAUGCAUGUGCACAGUGGCCCCCCUGCAAGCAGGGGCUUCUCACAGCCUUCUUCCUCCCCAUGUCACUGCAACAAAGUCGCUUCCUUUUCAGCAUGGUUUGCAUGACUUGACACUAUAUAAAAGGCACUGUUAGUCUCUUCUAGAUACACAUUUAUCUGCUCUUCUUCCUUUUAAUCACGAUUGAACAAGUACAGGGAGACUUAUUGAUGAGCUGUGCUAUUUGUUUGGUUGGCUGGUUUGGGUUUUGAUUCGGAUAAACUGAGAGCAUAGUUUAAGUUAUUUCUGGGCUCAUUUCCCCUCUGUGUAAAAUGUUCCAGUUAAUUUACUCUUUUUCUAAAGCAAGGAAAUAAUUUUCUCAACCAAAACAUACUGCAUUACAAUGAGGCUGUCCUCCAAGCAAACAGGAGAACAGGAACAAGAUAGUCAUUCAAAACCCCAAAGCCAAGAUUUCAAAAAAUUAUUUCACUGAAGGAAGGCUGGCAAAAUUAUUUCAAAGCUCUCAAGGGGACUUAGUCUACCCGUUGUUCAGUAUUGUGCCUCAGUUUUCCUGUCUAUGAGAUGUUGGUGAUCCAAAAUAUAAUAUCCCAUGUGUUAUGGACUGGUGAAGAGAAAUCUUACACAUCUACCACAAACAUUUAAAAAAAGUUUCCAAUUUAAGUAGCCAAAGAUAAUAAAAUUUACCAGAAGUGGGGUGGUCUUCUAGGCAGGAGCUAAAUUUGAUGUCUUAAGAUGAAAUUCCAACUCAUUCUUCUACCUUGACUAUACUUGAAUCCAAAAUGGAGAUUAGAAUCAAGAGCAAUCAUCUUUCCUUGUCCUCUAUUUCAAAGUGAGAUGUUUUGGGCCCAAGGCAAAUGACAUGCCUUUAGAUGCUUGGUAGUCCUGUGGAGAGGACUCAAAACCUCCACCUGAGGACUCAUUCCUUGCCCCAGACUCCCCUCACACUGUCCCAUUUGCAUACUUGGAUCCAGAAAUCAUGCCAAGUCACCAGCACUCUUUCUCCAUGGGAUGUAAUCCCCAGUCUUUACUCAAAGGGAGAAGAAGGAUGUCUGCUUUGACUGCAAAGCGUGCUUACUUGAUGCUUUAGAAGUGGGAUCCAGGAUGGGGAAUGCAAAUUAGUCAUAAAUAUACAAAUAGGAAGAAUUCCCAGAAUCACCCAAUUUUAUUGUCCAGAUUUUCUCAACGAAAAUACUAGAACCACACAAAAUCAUAAGAGCUCCUGAGGUAACAACCAACAGCUUAGAAAGUCCUGCCCUGCUGCAGAAGGAUUGAUGUUAAGCACAAGCCACCAUGUGGCCUAUUGGAAAAUGUUGCUACUUGCUGAAAACCAAGGAAAAAGUUAGACUCUGGUUACUUUUUGUGGAUCACUACACCAUGGUAUUAGUGUCUCAGUCAUUUCAUGCCUCUAAACACGUGUUUUAAAAUGGUUGCCAUGGUGACCAUCAAAACGAUGGAAAUACCCUAAGUCUUUGAAUACAGCUCUAACCAGUGCUAUUGCUGUGUUGUCAAGAGCCAUAAAUAUCAUGACAGAUACCUAGUUGAUGUUUUCAUCAAUUCCCAAUGCUAGUAUUCUACCCUGUGUUGGGGAGACUGGUUUCUUAUAAUCUACAUGCUGAUUGGUUCUGUAUAAAGUGCUAAGAAUACAGUAAUGAUGAAAGUUUGUCCCCUGAUGAUAGGAACUUAAGCCUUCAGUUCCAUAAAUUAUGUCAAGCACUGUGAAGUGGCAGAGGAAUAGCUUUCUUGGACAGUAUCAUGAAUGGAUAUUUGGAUAGUGACCUUUAAGUCCAAGGCAAGUGAUACAUUGAUACAGUCACACACAUUUGAGGUAAAGUAUUUCUGAUGGUUUUCAGUUGAUUUCCCUGGCAAUCUGAAAGACAAAGGCUGUGGACCUUUCCCUCGGUUCUUUCAAUAUGACUUCAGUCGUGCCAUUGUGGCUAUAAUCUAAGAAAACUGAAACCUCUUCUUGAAUCUGCUCUUCCUAUAAUUUUUUUUCCACCAGAAAUAGAUGCCCUACCUAGCACCUAACAUAUGCUGUUCUUUUUAUGUGCAUGAGUUAUCAGAAACAAAAAUGAUGGAGAAUAAUAUGUGCCACUUGGUUUUCCCUAACAUUAACAUUCUUUCACAACCUCCUAGCAUUGGUAUGUUACAUUCCGAUGCAUUUUUUUUCAGGAGUUCAAAUGGGGAUCUUGGCCAAGAAUUCUUUGAACUGGAAUUUGCAUUAUUUUCCAAGCAGGCUCUAAGUGAGUAGUCCUGCUUUCCUGGUGAUUCAGUAUCAGAGUGGCAGGAAUUAGUUUUGAUUGCCAAGCUGGCUGUGUUUAGUCAGUUGUCUGUAUCAGCCAAACACAUAUUUCAUAAAGGAUGUGUACUAACGGCUCUAAGAGCUGCUUGUUCACAUCUAAGAAAACAAACAGAAGAAAGAGAAUAAGAUAAUCUGGAAUUCUGUUGAAAUAU
This is a messenger RNA of Arvicanthis niloticus (Nile rat), 5292 nucleotides long. RefSeq names its product potassium voltage-gated channel subfamily Q member 3 (gene Kcnq3). Lineage: Eukaryota; Metazoa; Chordata; Mammalia; Rodentia; Muridae. Gene Ontology annotation, cellular component: membrane; voltage-gated potassium channel complex. The record is from RefSeq and is a predicted model, not a curated record. Gene Ontology annotation, molecular function: voltage-gated potassium channel activity. Gene Ontology annotation, biological process: potassium ion transmembrane transport.